AUGGAGAUGAGGGAUACCAUGCGACAGCAGCGGCGGAUUAAACAGGCCAUUCAAUUUCUUCACAAGGAUUCAGCAGACCUGCUGCCAUUGGACGGGCUGAAUAAAUUGGGAACAUCAAAGGAAUGGCAACCACACACCAUUCUUCAAAGGCGCAUUCUGGAGGCUAAUUUGUGCCACAGCAAAAGUAACAACAACCAUGGUGGCCCCAAGCAGCUCCAUAACAACCCCUGCCGCCCUCUCCUCCGCACGGCCAGGGAGGAGGAGGACAGCGAGCUGGUACACGUGGUGGGAAAGUGUUGUGGGCGAGACGUGCCUAUUCUGGUCGACACUGGCUGUGCUGUCAAUCUGAUUUCAACUGUUAGUGUGGAGAAGAUGGGUGUAAAGGACAAAGUUGUUCUGAGCAAAACGGAGCUGGAUAACCAAACCAUGGCUGUGUGCAACAUACACACGCAAGGACACGUUGAUCUGAGUCUGUCCUUUGGGCAGGUGAAAGCAGACAGCACCUUCAUAGUUGUAGAUCCACUCUAG
Engraulis encrasicolus (European anchovy) is the source of this 528-nucleotide messenger RNA. Its product is annotated as nuclear receptor-interacting protein 3-like. NCBI's taxonomy places the organism in Eukaryota, Metazoa, Chordata, Actinopteri, Clupeiformes, Engraulidae. The transcript has 5 exons. The record is from RefSeq and is a predicted model, not a curated record. Bases 1 to 528 code for a protein of 175 amino acids.